This is a messenger RNA of Neurospora tetraspora, 2093 nucleotides long. RefSeq lists its product as uncharacterized. The coding region runs from base 179 to 1885 and encodes 568 amino acids. NCBI's taxonomy places the organism in Eukaryota, Fungi, Ascomycota, Sordariomycetes, Sordariales, Sordariaceae. The transcript has 3 exons. Gene Ontology annotation, molecular function: structural constituent of nuclear pore. Gene Ontology annotation, biological process: nucleocytoplasmic transport. The record is from RefSeq and is a predicted model, not a curated record. Gene Ontology annotation, cellular component: nuclear pore.
CCCGCAUGUGCCUUGCAGCACUCAGCCGCCGCAUCUUCAAAAGUUCAACCCGCGUCAGGCAUCUCCACAUUUCACGACGACACGGAAUUCACGAGUCGCGUACACGGUUGUAACAAACCCAUCCCUUGCACACAGAUAAUUACGGUUUUCGAUAUUUACACUUUUUCGAUACGUCAACAUGUUCCGUUCAGCAAGUGGUCCCGCUGGGCUUAGUAUCAACACCGGCACUGCCAAUUUGUUUGGAAGCACGCCCGCACAGUCCACCGGCACCGGCUUUGGCACGGCAACCGCACAGCAACCGCAAAACACGGGAUCCUUGUUUGGAGCACCGACUCCAGCCAGUGGAGGUUUGUUUGGAGGAGGAGGAACAACUUCGCAACAACAACAGCAGCAGCAGCAGCAGCCAGGUCAACAACAACAGCAACAAACACCGAGCCUCUUUGGCCAACCCGCCCAACAACCACAACAGCAGCAGUCGACCGGAGGAAUAUUCGGACAACCACAACAGCAGCAACAGACAGGAGGAGGAAUCUUUGGCCAGCCUGCUCAGCAACAGCAGACAAGUGGGGGAAUCUUUGGUCAGCCGGCGCAACAACAGCAACAACAACAACCACAGCAGCAACAGAUGUCGCUCUUCGGAGGAGGAACCACGACGACCCCCGCCGCGACGGGCGGCGGCCUUUUCGGCGGCGGCGCGACGACACAACAACCGGCGCAGUCGACCGGCACUUCGCUCUUCGGCGGAGGUGCCGCGCAACCAGCCCAGCAGACGGGCACCACCUCGCUCUUUGGCACUGCCCAGCCAGCUCAACAAACCACCGGCACCACCAGCCUGUUCGGCCAGCCGCAGCAGCAACAGCAACAGCAGCAGCCGCAGCAGCAGCAGACUUCUCUCUUCGGCGGCACCGGCGGCACCUCCCUCUUUGGCCCCAAGCCAGCCACCACAACCGGCACCACCAGCCUUUUCGGCACCGCCCAACCAUCCACCACCACCACCCAGCCCGCUUCGACCGGUCUUUCCCUGUCCAUGGGCCAAUCCCAAAACACCACCGCCGCCCAAAACGCCGCAGCAGGCAGCAAAGUCGACCUCCCCUCUCUCCGCUCCACCACGCGCUUCUCCGACCUGACCGACUCCCUGCAAUCCCAACUGACACAAAUCGACGAGUCCAUCCAGAAAUGCAUCUCGGACUGCUCCGCCAUCAACGCCUUCUUGCCGGGGCACGAGCAACAACUCUCGUCCAUCCCCCUGGACGUCUCCUUCGUCUCCCGCAAGUCCGAAGGCGCAGCCGGCGCUCUGAACAGCGACGUCCUAGCCAUUGCCUCGCUCAAGGAAACGGUCAAGAAAGACGCUGCCAACGCGCGGCUCAGUUUCAAGAGCAUUGAUCAGCUGCGGUUGCCGGGGGGGUAUUGGCAGGCUGGGUUGUGGUCGUCUGCUUCCCGCUCCGGCGGACAAGCUGGAGAGGGUAACGGGGCUGCGAAGACGAGUGCUUCCAAGUCCGGAAGCGGUGCAAGCAAGACGGGCCAGCAGGAGGAAGAAGAGGCCGAUGCGGAAAGUAAUCAGGACCUGAUUGGGUACUUCAGCAAGACGGCGGACGAGAUGGACGAGAUGAUGAGGCGGUUUGAGCGCAACUUGGGCGAGAUCGAGGUGCAUUUGCAUGGCGUGCAGGGGAACGUGUUGGAGCAGUUGCAGAGGGCUGCGGGGCAGAAGCAGCUGGAGCAACCCAGUGUCAAUGGGGAGGGUCAGGUUGAUCAGAGGGUGGUGGAGUUGGCGGGGGUGUUGAGGGACUUUGAGGAGAGUAUUCUCAAGGUGGCGGGCGUGGUGGGAGGGGUUAAGGAGGGUAUUACCGAGUUGCAGUUGAGGGACUUUAUGGGUCAUGGUUCUUAGAUGGAUGGAUGACCUGGGAGAUGUGGUGGUGAUGGAUUCUCUGGAAGAAUUGUGUGUUUGGUUUGUGUACAAAAAAGUUAAAGUACUUGAUCAGUCUGCUUGGGGAGAACGCGGUGUCGAUACCCCAAGGCAUCAUCGUAUGGAUUGCUGGCAGCUGGAGAUAGAAUAGUCUUUUGCACGUUUAUAGCGCUUUCACCAAUUGUUUGAU